Molecule: messenger RNA, 493 nt
Organism: Dibothriocephalus latus
Lineage: Eukaryota; Metazoa; Platyhelminthes; Cestoda; Diphyllobothriidea; Diphyllobothriidae
Source: the annotation of a GenBank genome assembly
GCACACUGGCACGGGUAAGCGAAAGGGUACUGCCGAUGCUCGAAUGCCUCAGAAGGUCUUAUGGAUGAGGCGUAUGCGCGUGCUUCGGAGACUACUCAAACGUUACAGAGCAUCAAGGAAAAUCGACAAGCAUCUGUACCAUCAACUGUACCAUCAACUGUAUCAACAAUGCAAGGGUAACAUCUUCAAGAACAAGCGCGUUCUUAUCGACCAUAUCCACAAGAAGAAGUCUGAGCGCCUUCGCAGCAAACAGCUGAGCGAUCAGGCCGAGGCCAUGCGGCAGCGAAAGCGCGAAGCUAAAGUCAGACGUGAACAGCGGUUGGUUGAACGUAGGAAGAAGAUGCUGCAAACCGUGGCUGCGCCUACUCCGGCACCAGCUGCCCCUGCCCAGCCUGUGGCUGUCGCUCCGGCUCCAGCUGCAGCCCCUGCUGCCGUUCCUAAGCCUGCUAAGGAGGAACCUAAGGCCAUGGACGUUGAGCAGCCAAAGCCAAAG